GAAUGAUAUGCCUCAUGUGGAAGCCCAGCAGAGGGCCAUGGCCAUCAACAGGCUGCUCUCUGUGGUAAGCCUGAGGUCAGCUUGACCUGCUGAGAAGCAGCACUGGGCUACUUUAUAGACUGAAAGACACACAGACCGCAAGGUAAACAUUAACACCAUGUCAGAAGGUGUUUCUUCGAAUACCACACAUGAAAUAAAAUGCUAGACUAUAGUUAAUAUCUACUUUAAAUGGACAUCUUGAUAAAUGAUUGUGCUGUAAAAGUCCUCAAGUUUAAUUUGAAUUAAAUACAACCUAAGUGCUUAAACCCACUUUUUUUCCUAAGUAAAAUGAAGGGGUCUGACAACCAAGAGAAGUUAGUUUAUCAAAUAAUAGAGGAUGCAGGAAACAAAGGUAAGCCACCAAAUCUCCAUCUCUGUGAGCAUGUCAUUUAGAGCAACUGCCUCUGCACCUAUGUUGAUGCUCAAAGAAAAUGUUUUACAAAUUUUGCUUUCCUUUUUACGCUUUUGUAUAGGAAUCUGGAGUAGAGAUAUCCGUUACAAGAGCAACCUCCCCCUAACAGAGAUCAACAAAAUCCUGAAGAACCUCGAGAGCAAGAAGCUCAUCAAAGCUGUAAAGUCUGUGGCUGCCUCUAAGAAAAAGGUCUACAUGCUGUAUAAUCUGCAACCAGACCGCUCAGUUACUGGGGGUGCAUGGUACAGUGAUCAGGACUUUGAAUCUGAAUUUGUCGAGGUUUUGAACCAACAGUGCUUCAAGUUUCUGCAGAGCAAGGCUGAGGCUGCACGGGACAGCAAGCAGAGCCCUAUGGUGCAGAGGAACAGCUCUUUCGCCACAUCGCAUGAAGUGUGGAAGUACAUCUGCGAGUUGGGCAUUAGCAAGGUGGAACUUUCCAUGGAGGACAUCGAAACAAUCCUGAACACACUGAUAUACGAUGGUAAGGUGGAAAUGACCAUCAUUGUGGCCAAGGAGGGCACCGUGGGCAGUGUGGAUGGUCAGAUGAAGCUCUACAGAGGGGUCAACCCCAUCAUUCAGCCAACAGGCCUGGUCAGGACACCAUGUGGCCUUUGUCCUGUGUUUGAUGACUGCCAUGAAGGGGGUGAAAUCUCACCCUCUAACUGUGUGUACAUGGCAGAGUGGCUGGACUUCUAGACACCGACUCUUUGUGAUUGAUCAGUGAGGAAAAAGCCAAGGGACAGCAAGAGUGGAGAUUUUCAUGUAUACUUAUGUAUUCUGAAGACUAUUUUGUGAAGAACAAUUUAAUGAUUAUACAUUUUUCUUAUAGAAAAUCAUGGAACUGGGAAAAUAUUCCUGUCUUAUUAACUUAUCUUAUUUUUCAGUGCAGAGGAAAUUGCACUGAGAUUUUUGUACUCUAGUAGGAGCUGGAAAACAAAUGCUAGGGUGCAAAAUAAUUUUAACAAUAUUGAGUUCAACAUCUUGUCUAUAUGCUACUGACAAGACUAUUAACCAGAAUGUUCAUAUCUGUCAGUGCUACAAGGUGUAGUAUUUCAACAGCAUGUAUUUGUGGUUUUAAGUUCUGCGAAUACAAUACAGAUAGAAAAAAUAAAGACUUUUUGUUGGCUUGUGGAAUAUUAGAUUCUGGUUCAAUUUUUCAAGGGCUUUUCUGCAGUAUGGAGCUUGUGGAAGCACAGGGUGGUAGACAUUUAUUUGUUUAACAGACGCUUUUCUCCAAAGCGACUUCUAAUGAACUCUAUGUAGUGUUACCAGCCCACACACCUUAUU
This is a messenger RNA of Scleropages formosus (Asian bonytongue), 1738 nucleotides long. RefSeq names its product polymerase (RNA) III (DNA directed) polypeptide F (gene polr3f). NCBI's taxonomy places the organism in Eukaryota, Metazoa, Chordata, Actinopteri, Osteoglossiformes, Osteoglossidae. The transcript has 6 exons. Gene Ontology annotation, cellular component: RNA polymerase III complex. Bases 377 to 1147 code for a protein of 256 amino acids. The record is from RefSeq and is a predicted model, not a curated record. Gene Ontology annotation, biological process: transcription by RNA polymerase III.